This is a messenger RNA of Trichoderma aggressivum f. europaeum, 1227 nucleotides long. Its product is annotated as CAZyme family GH5. Lineage: Eukaryota; Fungi; Ascomycota; Sordariomycetes; Hypocreales; Hypocreaceae. Gene Ontology annotation, biological process: glucan catabolic process. Gene Ontology annotation, molecular function: beta-glucosidase activity. The transcript is spliced from 4 exons. The record is from RefSeq and is a predicted model, not a curated record. Gene Ontology annotation, cellular component: cell surface; extracellular region. Bases 1 to 1227 code for a protein of 408 amino acids.
AUGCUGUCCGCAAUUGCCUUUUCGAUUCUUUUGGCCUCUGCCAAUGCUUGGACUCCCCAGUCCAAUGCAAAGGUCUUCAGCCGAGACACGAAAAACGUUAUGAAGUGGCUUCCCGGCAGCGACAAGUUCCGUGGUGUCAACCUCGGCUCCCAGUUCAUCAUUGAGCCAUGGAUGGCCUCUGAUGAGUUCUCCAGUAUGGGCUGCGGUGGUCUCAAUGAUGAGUGGUCUUGUGUCCAGAAGCUUGGCCAAGACGCUGCCGAUGCCGCGUUCCAGAAGCACUGGGACACGUGGAUCACGCAAGACGACAUUAGCCAGAUCAAGAGUCUGGGUCUCAACACGGUCCGCAUCCCCGUUGGCUUCUGGAUCCGUGAAGAUCUUGUCCAAGAAGGCGAGUUCUUUCCGCGUGGAGGCAUCCAAUACCUCGACCGUCUGGUUGGUUGGUGCAACGAUGCCGGCAUCUAUGUCAUUAUGGAUCUUCACGGAGGUCCAGGAGCGCAGUUUCCAAAUCAGCAAUAUACUGGCCAUGGAGUCUCUCAGCCAGGUUUCUACACUCAAGACAACUACGGACGAGCAGCCGACUUCCUGGAGUGGAUGACUGAGCGUAUUCAUACCAACGCAACCUACGCUUCCGUCGGCAUGCUUGAAGUCAUCAACGAACCAGUUCACUCUGGCGACUACCCCAGCCAGGCGGCCGACAUGGUCAAUACCUACUAUCCUCUUGCCUGGAACCGCAUCCGUGACACUGAGAGCCGCCUGGGAGUCUCUGAUGACAAGCGUCUCCACAUCCAAUUCAUGGACGCCACCUGGGGCUCCGGUGAUCCAACCAGCGCCCUCCCCAGCACUGACUUUGCCGCCUUCGACGACCACCGCUACCUCAAAUGGGAUACCGGCGUCACUGCCACCAAAGACGGCUAUAUCAAUGCCGCCUGCAGCGAUCAACGUCCUGCCAACGCCAUCAUCGGCGAGUGGUCCAUCUCUGUUGCCGAUUCCGCCCAGGAUAACUCCGAGCUCGGCAUCCGUGACCGCACCGACCAGGCCGGCUGGUAUCAGCAGUUCUGGGCCGCCCAGGUACAGGCCUUUGAGAAAUCCGCCGGCUGGGUCUUUUGGACAUGGAAAUGCAACUGGAUAGCGGGUUACAAUGACUGGAGAUGGUGUUAUCAAAGCGCGGUUGCUGCUGGAGCUAUUCCAAAGGAUGCCAGCAGUGCGGCGAGCCUCAGCCCUUGCUAA